AUGUAUACAAUCCUCUCUGUAAACAUCAAGCUUGAAAAAAGCAAAACCAUGACAGGACUCUUGGUCAACCUCAGGCCGCUCAGAUUAAUGAACAUCCAAAAUGACCAAGAAUACUCUGCAAGAUUCCGUCCCACUAGGAUUGCUGAGACACAAGACGCCUGCAGCAGGAUUCACUUUAGCAUUCCCUUUUCCUGUGGACAUCUUUUAUAUGAAAACAUACUCUCUCAAAAAAAAAAACACUUUAUCGUGCCUCCCCGUCGGGGAAUCGAACCCCGGUCUCCCCGCGUGACAGGCGGGGAUACUCACCACUAUACUAACGAGGAACUACACGACAGCCGCGCUUCAAAUAGGCAUCUUAACCUGUGUCAGUCUGCUCCGCCCACCCAUCGGAAUUCCCCCAGCCCCGCGCUAUCCCGCAUUCCCAAAAAGCGCAGCGCACAUUCUGUGUCGCUCUGUCUAGGUUCCUGCUCGCUAGCGGGCGGGGAACGCUCCAGCCAUGCCGAGACGUCGGAUACUUGCUCCUUGGCCCCUCACCCCGGGCUUCCGUGUGCCAGACCCAAGCACCUGCACCUCCGCUGCAGCGUCGACUUCCCUCGCCGGACGCUGACCGGGACCGCCGCCCCUCCACCGGUGCAGUCUCAGCAGGAUCAUCUGCGUCAGCCUGGUACGAUUUUGGAUACGAAGGACCUUACAAUAGAGAAAGUAGUCAUCAAUGGACAAGAAGUCAAAUAUACUCUUGGAGAAAAGCAAGGUUACAAAGGAGCACCGAUGGAAAUCUCUCUCCCUAUUGCUCUGAGCAAAAACCAAGAAGUUGUCAUAGAAAUUUCCUUUGAGACCUCGCCUAAGUCUUCUGCUCUUCAGUGGCUCACACCUAAGCAGACCUCAGGGAAGCAGCACCCAUAUCUCUUCAGUCAAUGCCAGGCUAUCCACUGCAGGGCAAUUCUUCCUUGCCAGGAUACUCCUUCUGUGAAACUAACCUACAGUGCAGAGGUGUCUGUCCCAAAAGAACUAGUUGCUCUUAUGAGUGCCAUCCGUGAAGGAGAAACUCCAGACCCAGAAGACCAGAGCAGAAAAAUAUACAGAUUCAGCCAAAAAAUCCCAAUACCCUGCUACCUAAUUGCAUUAGUUGUUGGAGCUUUAGAAAGCAGGCAAAUCGGCCCAAGGACAUUGGUAUGGUCUGAGAAAGAACAGGUGGAAAAGUCUGCUUAUGAAUUUUCAGAGACUGAAUCUAUGCUUAAAAUUGCAGAAGAUCUGGGAGGCCCUUAUGUUUGGGGCCAAUAUGACCUGUUAGUACUGCCCCCAUCUUUCCCUUACGGCGGCAUGGAAAAUCCUUGCCUCACAUUCGUAACUCCUACUCUGCUGGCAGGUGACAAGUCACUUUCCAAUGUUAUUGCACAUGAAAUAUCUCAUAGCUGGACAGGAAAUCUUGUAACCAACAAAACUUGGGAUCACUUUUGGUUAAAUGAAGGACAUACUGUGUACUUGGAACGCCACAUUUGUGGACGAUUGUUUGGAGAGCGAUUCAGACAUUUUCAUGCUCUAGGAGGAUGGGGAGAACUACAAAAUACGAUCAAGACCUUUGGGGAUACAAGUCCUCUCACCAAACUUGUGGUUGAUCUAACAGGUGUGGAUCCUGAUGUAGCAUAUUCUUCAGUGCCCUAUGAGAAGGGCUUUGCUUUACUUUUUCAUCUGGAACAGCUUCUUGGUGGCCCAGAAGUUUUCCUUGGAUUCCUAAAGGCUUAUGUUGAGAAAUUUUCCUACAAGAGCAUAACCACUGAUGACUGGAAGAAUUUCCUAUAUUCCCAUUUCAAAGAUAAGGUUGAUAUUCUCAAUCAAGUUGACUGGAAUACUUGGCUCUACUCUCCUGGACUGCCCCCUGUAAAACCCAAUUAUGAUAUGACUCUGACAAAUGCUUGCAUUGCUUUAAGUCAAAGAUGGAUUACUGCCAAAGAAGAUGAUCUCAGUUCAUUCAGUGCAGCAGACCUGAAAGAUCUCUCUUCUCAUCAGUUGAAUGAAUUUUUAGCACAGUUGCUCCAGAAAGCACCUCUUCCCUUGGGGCACAUAAAGCGAAUGCAAGAGGUGUAUAACUUCAAUGCCAUUAACAAUUCUGAAAUACGAUUCAGAUGGUUACGGCUUUGCAUUCAAUCAAAAUGGGAGGAAGCAAUUCCAUUGGCUCUAAAAAUGGCAACUGAGCAAGGAAGAAUGAAAUUUACACGACCCUUAUUCAAGGACCUUGCUGCCUUUGACAAAUCGCAUGACGAGGCUGUGUCUGCCUACCAAAAGCACAAAGCAAGUAUGCACCCGGUGACUGCCAUGCUAGUGGGCAAGGACUUGAAAGUGGAUUAAGAUCCUGCCCAUUGCUGAUUUCACACUUCGUUUUUUUAAAAAUUGAAUCAAGGAAAUAUGAACCUCAAGCUUUUGAUUGUUUUAUGAGUGAUUUUCAUAAAUAAAGCUGAGCUACC
Molecule: messenger RNA, 2462 nt
Organism: Suncus etruscus (white-toothed pygmy shrew)
Lineage: Eukaryota; Metazoa; Chordata; Mammalia; Eulipotyphla; Soricidae
Gene: LTA4H
Product: leukotriene A4 hydrolase
Biological process (GO): proteolysis; peptide catabolic process; leukotriene biosynthetic process
Cellular component (GO): cytosol; nucleus
Molecular function (GO): zinc ion binding; leukotriene-A4 hydrolase activity; epoxide hydrolase activity
Source: RefSeq, a predicted model, not a curated record